Molecule: messenger RNA, 548 nt
Organism: Oppiella nova
Lineage: Eukaryota; Metazoa; Arthropoda; Arachnida; Sarcoptiformes; Oppiidae
Source: the annotation of a GenBank genome assembly
AUGAGCUUCAGCGCUAUGUGUCCUCACAAGAUAUUCCCCAAGAGUUUGGUUCCCAUGAAAUAUAUAACUCAUAAUAUAUCGGAAGACUGUCUGACACUAAACAUCUGGACACCAGAUAUUCGGCCAAAAACCCUACGAACUGUAAUGGUUUGGAUACAUGGAGGGGCUUUCCAGUAUAAUACGGCUAAUCUCUAUGAUACAGACGGUAAGGUACUGUCUACAUAUGGGGAUGUGGUGGUCGUUUCUAUCAACUAUCGUAACGGAGCCUUAGGUUUUCUAAACAUUCAAACACCUGAAGCUCCGGGAAAUAUGGGUAUCUAUGACCAGUCACUGGGUUUGAAUUGGGUUAAGGAUAAUAUCCAACAAUUCGGUGGCGAUCCCAACAAAAUAGUGCCCUUUGGUCAGAGCGCCGGUGCGAUCAGUGUUGGGAUAUUAAUGGCAUUGAAUUCAACAAAGAAUUUAUUCACGAGAGCCAUAACCGCCAGCGGAGGGGCUCUAUUGCCCGGUAUAUUGAACUCAAAAACCGUACAAAACGGGUAAAUAUUACA